GCUGCGUGCUGACGUCACUGGGAUGACGUCUAAAUCCAGGAAGUGCCUUUGCAAACUUGCUGGUCAGCUGUUCGGAACUUUAUAGCAUCAUAAUCUCGUUGAGAAUGUCUCUAAAACUGGAUAAUAUAUCGUUAUAAAACGUGGAGUCUUCAUUUGUACGACCAUUUUGAUGACACAAUGGAGGAAAAGAAUAAGAAACGUAAAAGUCCAAGGCCGUCUUCCAACCAGCCACCUCCUCCAACCACUACCCGAAAAACAUCAAGCAGCAGCAGUAGACCAUUCGCCAUUCAAUCCAGUCAGAGGAAUAAGUAUCGCAGGGGAGUGAGAGACAAACCCAGGCCUCAGAGUCAGUCGGGUAUGAGUAACCAAUCGACCCACAUCCAGCAUUCAUUUCUCACAGAUGUGUCUGAUGUACAAGAAAUGGAAAACGGUCUGCUCGGUCUCCUCAAUGACUUCCAUUCUGGAAAAUUGCAAGCCUUUGGCAAUGAAUGUUCCAUUGAUCAGAUGGAGCAUGUUCGAGAAAUGCAGGAAACACUGGCCCGCCUUCACUUUGACCUAUAUGGAGAAGUGGAUGAGUUGCCGGAAGAUCAGAAGAAGUCAGCUUAUGACACAAACAUGGAUAAACUGUUACUAAAUCUGGAAGAGUUGAGCUCCUCAAUACAAAAGCUUAACCUUGCUGACAGCCAAGAUCUCCCCAGAACUUCCAACCUAUGAACGCCUGUAAAAAGUCCACUGAGAUACUGUGUGUGCAUAUCCACCCUGGAACAGCUAUAAAGAUACAUCAGUAUUAUAUUAAUGACACUGUGGAAACUAAAAUUCUACAACUGGUCAACCUGGCUUGUUUGCACUGUGUAGUUUUAUUUUAGUUAUAAAUGUGAAAGAACAAAUUCAAAAAGUCAUGAAAAGGCAAACCUGAUUUGAUGUCUUUUUUAUCAGGUAUCAUAUUAUGUCUUACAUGUUUGCUUUUGAGUGGUACAAUAACAGCACCUUUGCAUGAUCACUAAUUCACUUUAACUUUAAACUGAGUUGUUUUCUAAAGCAUGUCUCGUCUUAUGGUAUUUAACAGAAUGACUAAUGCUCAUCCAGAUGCAAAUUCCCUAAGACUAAGACUGCAGAAUGAAAUUAAAACGUAAUGAAAUUUUAUGACAUAUUUACAGAUUUUAUUUUUUAAUGUAAAGUAGUGAAAGUGUAACCUACUGGGUAGUGGUCAAAUUUUUAUUUCAAUAAAUACCUAUCAGUAAAA
This is a messenger RNA of Misgurnus anguillicaudatus (oriental weatherfish), 1243 nucleotides long. Lineage: Eukaryota; Metazoa; Chordata; Actinopteri; Cypriniformes; Cobitidae. The record is from RefSeq and is a predicted model, not a curated record.